This is a messenger RNA of Theileria parva strain Muguga, 1333 nucleotides long. RefSeq lists its product as uncharacterized. Bases 176 to 1330 code for a protein of 384 amino acids. Lineage: Eukaryota; Apicomplexa; Aconoidasida; Piroplasmida; Theileriidae. The transcript is spliced from 2 exons. The record is from RefSeq and is a predicted model, not a curated record.
CACUUUUAAUUUUAUUAUUUUUUAUUUUUUAUUUAUAUUUAUUUUUUUCAUUAAUGUUUUAUUUUUUAAAUUAAAAUGAUAUUAUAUCCACUAUAUUACAGUGUUAUAACUGGAUUAAUUUAAUAAAUGAUGUAAAUUAUUGAAUAAAUUACAAUUAUUAUGUUGUUUAAGGUCAAUGGAGUCAACACCUUUGCCUAAACUUCGUAUAGUUCCUUCGUCGGACCCCGGUUUUGAUUCUAAUCACUUUUCAGUUCCUCCACCUUUAAACACUUCUGCAAAUCCUUACUCAUUUCCUUCCAACUCAAAUAUUCCACAAUAUUCUCCUGCAAAUUUCUCCAACCCGGCUAAUUUGUCGCAUUCUCGACCAUUUACAUCUGUAAAUCGUAGUAUCAGUAACGAUGAAGUAGUGUUAUUUGCAGUACAUCCUCAAACCAUUGUUAGGCCUUUAAGGCGUCGUGUUUAUCGUAGGAUUGGAGAAGUUUUGGAGGCCUUUUUAUCCAGUCUUGAGUCUAAGGGGUUUACUAGGGGUUCAGUUCUGGCCCGUUUAAAGGCAACUCCAUGGUUUCCUCGCCUAUUUGACUAUGAUGGCAUCGGUUGUUUGAUUAAAAUCUUUCAGAAUUAUGUCUGUCACUCCCACACACUUGUGGUUCCCCUUCUAUUUAAGGAGGUUUACGAGGUUUACGCCCCUGAGAUGGAUCGCACUUGUGCCAGUCAAGUUCUAAGAAUUGGAAUAAACCCUGACACUGAUAAUAGAAAGGCCUUGGUAAUGGGCGCAAUUGAUUUCACUGAGGAAACCAUGUCAAUUUACAGAAACCCUCUUGACCAGAACAUUUCAUUUAGUGUAUCAAGAGUUAACAAAUCAGUUGACAGAUUUAAUAGAUCGAAUGUAAGGAUAACGCCUGUUAAUGUAGAUAAAACACCAGCACAAUUUGAAAAUGCUACAAACAACACAAUAUCAGACAAUGAUAGUGGAACGAUAACGAAUAGGGAUUUUUUCAUCAAUGAGCAGAACUUGACGCUGUUUACGUCUUUCCUGCCCAGGUUGCGGGAAGUUCUGAGGGAGAGAACCUCGAAGUUACAGGAAUUGGAGAGGAGGUUAGAGUCUGAGGAGAGAGAGGGGCAGGAACGACAGCGACUUUUGCUCAAAAAUGCAUACAAACUAGUUCACCGGAGUGUAGAAGACGAGUUCAACACCUUUGAGAAGAAUUUGUCAGUUUUAGAGACCGUUUUUGAGACAAAAUAUUCAAAGUCAAAACUGGCCAAUUCCAUGGAAGAAUUAAACAAAAACAUGACCAUAUUAAAUACUUAUAUUAAUAAUUUUUUCACAUAAUUU